Neopsephotus bourkii (Bourke's parrot) is the source of this 1737-nucleotide messenger RNA. It is a transcript of the gene HMGCS1, whose product is annotated as 3-hydroxy-3-methylglutaryl-CoA synthase 1. Bases 154 to 1722 code for a protein of 522 amino acids. Gene Ontology annotation, cellular component: cytosol. The transcript has 10 exons. The record is from RefSeq and is a predicted model, not a curated record. Lineage: Eukaryota; Metazoa; Chordata; Aves; Psittaciformes; Psittacidae. Gene Ontology annotation, biological process: acetyl-CoA metabolic process. Gene Ontology annotation, molecular function: hydroxymethylglutaryl-CoA synthase activity.
CGGGCGGAGCUGCCGCUCAGAGGCCGCGGCGGCGGGGCUAUUUAAAAGGCGCCGCACGCCGGCGCUCGGUGCGUUCUCUCGUGCGUGAGGACGGGCAAGAGUGAGGCGCAGCGAGUGACAUCGGUAGCCAUCGCCUGUACCAGAUCCACCACGAUGCCUGGGUCUCUUCCGGUGAACGCUGAAUACUGUUGGCCCAAAGAUGUGGGAAUUGUUGCACUGGAGAUAUAUUUCCCCUCUCAGUACGUUGACCAGACAGAGCUUGAGAAGUAUGAUGGUGUGGAUGCUGGGAAGUACACCAUUGGGCUGGGCCAGUCAAGAAUGGGGUUCUGCUCCGACCGGGAGGAUAUCAAUUCUCUCUGUCUGACUGUGGUUCAGAAGCUGAUGGAGAGGAACAGCCUUUCCUAUGAUUGUAUUGGGAGAUUGGAGGUUGGAACAGAGACGAUAAUUGAUAAAUCAAAAUCUGUAAAGACUGUCCUGAUGCAGCUCUUUGAAGAAUCUGGUAACACAGAUGUAGAAGGCAUUGACACCACCAAUGCGUGCUAUGGAGGCACUGCUGCUCUUUUUAAUGCCAUUAAUUGGAUCGAGUCCAGUUCUUGGGAUGGACGCUAUGCACUUGUUGUUGCUGGAGACAUAGCUGUGUACGCCACUGGAAAUGCCAGGCCAACAGGUGGAGCUGGUGCUGUUGCUAUGCUGGUUGGUCCAAAUGCUCCCUUAAUUUUUGAGAGAGGGUUGCGUGGAACCCACAUGCAACAUGCAUAUGACUUCUAUAAGCCAGAUAUGGUCUCUGAAUAUCCUGUAGUUGAUGGCAAACUCUCUAUACAGUGCUACCUCAGUGCAUUAGAUCGCUGCUAUACUGUUUAUCGCAACAAAAUCCACGCUCAGUGGCAAAAAGAGGGGAUAGGCAGACGUUUCACCUUGAAUGACUUUGGAUUCAUGAUCUUUCAUUCUCCCUACUGUAAACUGGUCCAGAAAUCUGUGGCUAGACUCUUGCUGAAUGAUUUUCUCAGUGACCAGAACCCAGAAACAGCAGAUGGUAUUUUCAGUGGGUUGGAGGCUUUCAGGGAUAUAAAACUUGAGGAUACGUAUUUUGACAGAGAUGUGGAAAAAGCUUUCAUGAAAGCCAGUGCAGAGCUCUUCAAUCAGAAAACCAAAGCUUCAUUGCUUGUGUCCAAUCAGAAUGGAAAUAUGUACACCCCUUCAGUCUAUGGUUGCCUUGCCUCUCUUCUAGCCCAGUACUCCCCAGAGCAGCUUGCAGGACAGAGAAUCAGUGUGUUUUCAUAUGGCUCUGGGUUUGCUGCUACGCUGUAUUCCAUCAGAGUUACGCAGGAUGCCACUCCUGGUUCUGCACUGGACAAAAUUACUGCCAGUCUGUCUGAUCUCAAAACAAGGCUUGACUCAAGAAAAUGUAUUGCACCGGAUGUCUUUGCUGAAAAUAUGAAGAUUAGACAGGAAACACAUCAUUUGGCCAACUAUAUUCCACAGUGCUCAGUGGAAGAUCUCUUUGAGGGAACUUGGUACCUUGUGCGUGUGGAUGAAAAGCACAGGAGAACAUAUGCACGGCGCCCGCUCAUGGGUGAUGGACCGCUGGAGGCAGGCGUUGAAGUUGUCCACCCAGGCGUUGUUCAUGAGCACAUCCCAAGCCCUGCUAAGAAAGUGCCAAGAAUCCCUGCAACAACAGAAUCUGAAGGCGUUACUGUUGCCAUUUCCAAUGGGGAGCAUUAAGAUACCUCUGUGAGG